AUGGAUGCGUUGUGGAAUCUCGAGAACUCGCAGAAGAAGCAGAGAACGCUGAAGAAGUAUGACUUGAAAGGAAAUGAUACCAAAAAUUUGCAAAAUCUACAGCUUCUCUUGAGUUGUUUUCCGAAAGGAGACGUCACUCUGCAAUGGGUACAAAGUCACGUUGGGGAUUGUGGAAACAAUAAGGCAGAUGAAUUAGCUCGAGACGCGAUCAAGCUUCUCAAGGGUCCAAAGGAUCCAAAGGGGCACCCCAAUGAGCCAAAGAAAAUUAAACCCUGGAAGCUAGCGGACCAUCAAAUUACCUUUGGUAACGACGAAGAAUCCCCAUUCGAGCCGCAAGAAAUUCAAUACGACAAGGACGCACCAAUCGCAGAGCCUCUGAACCAGAAAAAGCAAAACCUUUUGAUGGACAUUGUACGCGAGAUUAAUAAAGACUGGGAUAUGCAA
This is a messenger RNA of Mesorhabditis belari, 444 nucleotides long. NCBI's taxonomy places the organism in Eukaryota, Metazoa, Nematoda, Chromadorea, Rhabditida, Rhabditidae. The record is from the annotation of a GenBank genome assembly.